UCUGAUUUCACUUCUAAACACAAUAAGGAAUUCUUUAUAAUCUAUCUAGAAGACAAUGAAUUUGACUGUUCAUUACAUAGAAGACUACUGCUUUGAUGAUAUCUUAUGUUAUAAGGUACCUCGGACAACCACUUCUAGGUUUGUUAUGUAUUCUAUGUUUUUAAUUAUUGUUUCAAUGACAGUAGUAGGAAAUCUGUGUGUAGUCAUCUCCAUCUCACACUUUAAACAGCUUCAUUCACCAAAUAAUCUUCUUGUUCUUUCUUUGGCUGUUGCAGAUCUUUUGCUCGGUGUGUUUGUUUUACCUUUUAGCAUUAUGACAACUAUUGAAACCUGCUGGUAUCUGGGGACUGUGUUCUGUAAGGUACAUACAACCAUAGAUGUGAUGCUCUGUACAGUUUCAAUUUUUCAUUUAGGAUUUAUAGCGAUUGAUCGUUAUUAUGCAGUGUGUGAUCCGCUGUCCUACCCAAAUAAAAUCACUGUUAAGACAGCAGCGAUUUUUAUAUGUAUUGGUUGGAUAACUGCAUUUAUUUACAGUUUUGGACUAGUAUACAAUAAUGUUGCUAGCAAAGGAUAUGAAGAUCUACUUGCUCAAUUGUCAUGCAAUGGUAGUAAGUGUAUGCUUCUUUAUAAUGAAUUAUGGUCCUUGGUAAAUGCUUGCACAUUUAUAGUACCCUGUUUUGCAAUGAUUGCUACAUAUAGACAAAUUUUCAAAGUGGCACAUAGACAAGCCAAAAUAAUAAGCAGUAUGGAAAAUAAAGUAAACCCUUUUGAAACAAGAAAAAAUAGACUUGUACAAAGCAGAGAAUGGAAAGCUGCAAAAACAUUAGCAUUAGUAAUGGGGGUGUUUGUUCUCUGUUGGUUACCUUACUUCAUUGUACGUUUAAUCGAUGUGUUUAUUAAUUUCUCCACAUCUGACAUAUUUGUUAACUUUGUUAUUUGGCUGGGUUAUAUGAACUCUACUUUUAAUCCACUUAUAUAUGCCUUUUUUUACCCUUGGUUUCGCAAAGCACUAAAACUUAUAAUUUCAUGUAAAAUACUUGACUCAAGCUCUUCAACGAUAAUGCUGUAUACUGAGUAGUUUGGAUGAUAUUGCUAAAAGAUAAAUAUAUUAUUGUAAAAAAAAAAGAAAAAUAAAGUAUUCUUAACAAAUGGAAGUUAUUUCUUAUGUGUUCUUUGCUGGUAAAGGAUUAUUGUAAAUUUGCUGUAUUUACAUCAAAGUUUUUACAGAAGCUCACUAAAUAAAUUUAAUAUGGCAAACAGCAAACCUGUCAUGAAUACACAUGAGAAUGACUAAAACAAAAAAAAAAAA
Molecule: messenger RNA, 1309 nt
Organism: Erpetoichthys calabaricus (reedfish)
Lineage: Eukaryota; Metazoa; Chordata; Cladistia; Polypteriformes; Polypteridae
Product: trace amine-associated receptor 4-like
Exons: 1
Coding region: 56-1078 (340 amino acids)
Biological process (GO): G protein-coupled receptor signaling pathway
Cellular component (GO): membrane
Molecular function (GO): trace-amine receptor activity
Source: RefSeq, a predicted model, not a curated record